AUGGUGGGUGCUACUUUCGCACUACGAGGGCAUGCAGCCCGCGACUGUGUCCGACUCUUUGUAGUCUGGGCCACGAUUAGUACGCAUCUGUUGCUAUGCUGCUCAGCAACAUCGAACUUCCUUUAUGAUGUAAGGCUCUCCGUUUUCUCGGGGCUAGGUGUCGGCUCACACGUUGAGGGGAAGCAACUGGGACGGCUGGCCAUCCGAGAGUACAGCCGCCCGGCGGAACCCAGAGCAGUUAACUCCAAGAACCAGUUCUCAGGCGGAGCCGGCGGGGCUGCUCCGGCCUUUGCAGAAGGCCCUACGCGUGCGGUUCGGGCCUCGUGGAUUUCCUUCUCCGACAGCGUUCUUUCGUCGGCUGUCGAAGCGGCGACUCGAGAGCAGGAGUCUGCGCAAGCUGAGGAAACGCAGCCCUCCAGCACGUAUCCAUUGCUGUCUCUGCGGCUUGAACCCGUCGCGAACCAAGAAGACGGGAAGAACCAGCACACCAAGAACAUUCCUCCAGCUCUCGAGGCAUCUGCCCCUGUUUUCUCAUUCAUGAGGGAGUCUCCGAGACCCGGGUCUCCGUCAGCUGUGUGCGACACUGAGCCGCCCUUCCUGCUUUCUCUGCACGUCUCGCCUUCCCUUGUUCCUUUCUCUGCUUCCAUUCAACGUGUCCCCGACGGCUCUAGCGGCCAGAUUCCUGCGACUCAAACUCUGGAGGCUGCCCGAUCUUUAGAUACGGGCUCGGCGAACGCAGUUUCUGAGCGCUUUGUGGUAACCUGUCCGGAUGUAGCUCAGGCUUCAAAGGGCCAGAAUGCCGCGCAAUCGCGGAGUAGAGUUCCAGCAUUGCAAGUGGUGUUGCCGCCGACAAAAGCUGCAAAAGAUGCGCUCAUCGUGCCCGCGUACUUCCCUGGAGAGGGCCAGCACCGAGCUCCGUCUGUGGGGGCUCCGGGCCAAGAAGGCGAGGGCGAGAAGCCGGAAGAGCAGCCGUCAUUCUGGAGACGGAACUGGUGGCUUAUUUUGGGAGUUCUCCUCAUGGCGAGUCUCAUGGGAGGCGACUCGGGCGGAGCGUCGCCCCAGAACGAGCAAGGCACCCGAGGCGCCGCUUCCGCAAACCCCAGUCAGCGACCUCGCGAGGGGAUCGACAGAAGAAGGUAG
Neospora caninum is the source of this 1140-nucleotide messenger RNA. RefSeq lists its product as hypothetical. The transcript has a single exon. The coding region runs from base 1 to 1140 and encodes 379 amino acids. The record is from RefSeq and is a predicted model, not a curated record. Lineage: Eukaryota; Apicomplexa; Conoidasida; Eucoccidiorida; Sarcocystidae.